Messenger RNA from Closterium sp. NIES-67, 575 nucleotides. The record is from the annotation of a GenBank genome assembly. Lineage: Eukaryota; Viridiplantae; Streptophyta; Zygnematophyceae; Desmidiales; Closteriaceae.
UCAUCCCCAAUAUGGCUGGGUUAUCUGCUCCGCUAACUGACCGCCUGACGGAUCACGACUGUUUUUGGUGGGGAGAGAAGCGGCAAGCUGCAUUCGACCAACUCAAAAUCGCCCUCAUGUCGCCGCCCGUACUUCGCAUCUCCGAUCCCGACUGUCCAUACGAAGUCGUCACCGACGCCAGGGACAUCGCCAUCGGUGCAGUUCUCCUACAGGAUUUCGGCGACGGGUUACAACCAGUCGUCUACGAAUCACGGAAGCUGCAGGGCGCGGAGAAAAACUAUACAGUACCCGACAAGGAAAUGCUGGCAAUCGUCCACGCAUUCAAGACCUGGCGGUGCUACCUGACCGGAGCUGAUGUCACGGUGCGGACGGACCACAAAUCCUUACAGUACCUGCGCGCCCAACCGAAUCUCAAUCCGCGACAGAUCCGAUGGCUUGAUUACCUCGAGUCCAACUUCCAUUACACCAUCACCUACAAACGGGGUGCCAAUAAUAUCGCCGAUGCCUUGACCCGCCCUACUGUCCAUACCGCCGCGAUACUAAUCGCCUAGACCAACCCAUUACUUACGGGACUA